UGCGUGGUGUGCGGAGCGGCUAGGUACGUGGAAGUGUAGAGCCCGACGCGAAAAAGGUGGGGAUAUGGCUUCUGUGAGUGUCCGUCCGACCGCAUCUCUGCGAGAAGCCACUCAGCGAAAGUUGCAGAGGUUUUCAGAGCUGAGAGGCAAACCUGUGGCAGCUGGAGAAUUCUGGGACAUUGUUGCAAUAACUGCAGCUGAUGAAAAACAGGAGUUUGCUUAUAAGCAACAGCUGUCAGAGAAGCUGAAAAAAAAGGAGUUACCCCUUGGAGUUCAAUAUCAUGUUUUUGUUGAUCCUGCUGGAGCCAAAAUUGGAAAUGGAGGAUCAACAUUUUGUGUUCUUCGAUGUUUGGAAAAGCUAUACGGAGAUAAAUGGAAUUAUUUUACCAUCCUAUUAAUUCACUCUGGUGGCUACAGUCAACGCCUUCCAAAUGCAAGUGCUCUGGGGAAAAUUUUCACUGCUUUACCUUUUGGUAAACCUAUUUAUCAGAUGUUAGAAUUAAAACUAGCCAUGUACAUUGAUUUCCCCUCACAUAUGAAUCCUGGGAUUCUGGUUACCUGUGCAGAUGAUAUUGAACUGUACAGUAUUGGAGAAUCUGAGUUUAUCAGAUUUGACAAGCCUGGCUUUACUGCUUUAGCUCAUCCUUCUAGUUUGACUGUAGGUACCACACAUGGAGUAUUUGUCUUAGAACCUUCUAAUUGUUUAGAAUACAAAGACCUUGAAUACAGGUGUUGCCAUCGUUUCCUUCAUAAGCCCAGCAUAGAAAAGAUGCAUCAGUUUGAUGCUGUGUAUAGACCUGGAAGUUUUUUACAGCGGGACUUUUCUGGAGGUGACACUCCCUCUCUUAAAUUAGAAUCUGAGUAUGUAUAUACAGACAGCCUAUUUUACAUGGAUCACAAAUCAGCAAAAAAGUUACUUGCUUUUUAUGAAAAAAUAGGCACACUGAACUGUGAAAUAGAUGCCUACGGAGAUUUUCUGCAGGCUUUGGGAUCUGGAGCAACUGCGGAGUAUACUACAAACACAUCAAAUGUCACUAAAGAAGAAUCAGAGUUGGUAGACAUGAGGCAGAGAAUAUUUCAUCUUCUUAAAGGAACGUCACUAAAUGUUGUGGUUCUUAAUAACUCCAGAUUUUAUCACAUUGGAACAACUGAAGAAUAUUUGUUUCACUUUACUUCACAUAGCAGUUUGAAGUCAGAGCUUGGUUUACAGUCCAUAGCUUUUAGCAUCUCUCCAGCAAUACUAGAAUGCUCUGGUAACAUGUCCUGUAUCAUUCAAAGUGUGUUGGAUUCAAGAUGUUCUGUGUCACCUGGCUCAGUUGUGGAGUAUUCCAGAUUGGGGCCUGAUGUUUCCGUUGGGGAAAACUGCAUUAUUAGUGGUUCUUACAUCAUGACAAGAGCUAUCCUGCCUGCAUAUUCCUUUGUGUGUUCCUUAAGCUUGAAGAUGAAUGGGCACUUAAAGUAUUCAACUAUGGCAUUUGGAGUGCAAGACAACUUGAAAAAGAAUGCUAAAAAAUUGUCAGAUAUAAAGUCACUUCAAUUCUUUGGAGUCUGUUUCCUGUCCUGCUUAGAUAUUUGGAAUCUGAAAGUUACAGAGGAACUCUUCUCUGGAAACAAGACAUGUUUGAGUUUGUGGAGUGCUCGUAUCUUCCCAGUUUGCUCUUCUUUGAGUGAUUCAGUUACAAUAGCCAUAAAGAUGUUAAAUGCUGUACAAAACAAGUCAACUUUCAGCCUGAAAAACUAUAAGCUGUUGUCCAUUGAAGAAAUGCUUAUCUACAAAGAUGUAGAAGACAUGAUAACCUAUAGGGAGCAAAUUUUCCUAGAAAUUACUUUAAAUAGAAAACAGUCUGAUUUAGAGACAUCUUAAAUAUUAUAUACUUUGCCUUUCCUGAUUAAGCAAGAUUGUAAAUAUAAGGGUUUUCUGUAGAUGUUUGUCUUUGUUUCAUUGAAGUAUUUAAUGAAGGUUAUAUAAUGUAAUUGCUGCAAUAUAACAUCAAUAACAAAAAUACAGGUAAACCAUGUUUGAAAAAAGAAUAUUUCAAGGAUCUAAGUUCAGGAAAGGGAUUUGGGAAUGUUGAUUCUUUGAAUUAAGAUGGGUUUAUGGAUCAUUGUUUUGUACACAUAAUACUUUAGUAAUUUUAAAGAUCCUUUUCUAAACAUACCUUUAGAAUUUUGUUUUUAUUUUCUUUUGGGCUUCAGUUCCAAUAAAGUUCUAAAUGUUUGUCAGUUUUCUCCUCAAAUAUAGUAAUUCUAUUUUGAACUAAUAAAAAUGGCAUACUGUAGAGUCCUCAGCACUGGAGGAAUGCUGUAGAAAUACAUUUUCAGGAACAAAUUUAUAGCUGACAUUGAGCUUAGAUUAAUGCUUAAAAUAUUGUAAUUAUCUUGAUCAUUAAUGAACAGCUCUGAAAUUGGUGGUAAAAGUCUGUCUCAUGUAUUGGUCUUACAAAAAUGAAAAAGGGUGUAUGUAUUAUUUUAUCCUUAUAAACUUGAACAUGUGUAUUUAUAUCUUAAAAAUUCCCUAAAUUUCCAUGCAUAGGAAAGCGUACACACACAAAACUCAAUUAUCUGUGUGGAAAAGAUGGUAGGAAUAACUGGGAUUUACUGAUAAUAACAUGUUUAUUUUGGACAUUACUUUCAUCCUCUAGUUAAUCCCUGUAACAAAACUGUUAAAUUACCAGAUGGACUGAUUUUACUUCCCGUUUCUUAUUUUCUGUCAUGCACUAGUGAUGAUGUUGAGAGGCAAUAAAUAGCCAAAAGGUAGACAGCAGAAAGGAGCAAGAAGACUAGAAAGACAGAAAAUAUACAGAUGACAGCUUCAAGAAAAUAAAAAUUGGCUGGCAUCCCAAGUCUUGUAUUCCUAUUUUGGUAAAAGCACGUAUGUUAAAUGUCUCCGUAUCAAAGUCUGGUAUGUAUUAGAGAAAAAGAUUUGUGAGAGGCUUGUGUUUUAACAUGAGUAAAUUGUAAUAAGAACUGGUCGGUGCCACUUUAUAUUUCAAAUGUCAAAAUGAAAAUAAUUAUUUAAUAAACCAGAAGUGACUUGUCUGCAAGCUUAUUACAGUAUUUGCCUUUUUUCCCUUUUUUCAAGGUUCUUUCCAAGGACAAAAUUAAUUUAUAUGGUAGCUCUUGUUUAGCAUUUACUGAUUGACUUGCGCAGUUUGCAGAGGAUAUUAUGUAUUUAUCAUGUAUUAAUUGUUCAGUACUGUAUUUCACAGUAUAAUCUAAAUCUAUAUAAUCUUUGUAUUUCACUGUAAAUGUAUAGUGUCAUCAGUUAUUAAGAAUCACCAUUUUAUGUUCCACUAAAAGAGAAAACACUACCAGUAAAAUAUGACUCAAUAAUUUCUUUGUUACUUGAAGUUUUUAUAUUUAUUUGUUGGAGAUCUUUUAAGUGUACAGAUUUUUAUCAUUUCACCCGCUUGCAUAUACUUAUAAAGGAACAAAAUGCAAUAGUGACUUUUCUGAAACUUCACAUUCAGAGUCAAACUUUUCUGAAGAUUUUUCAACUUGAAAGUUAAUUGAUAUCCAGUGUUAAUUGAUAACCACCCAGUACCAUCUUCUGCGCUGUCACACUUAUCGGCAAAGUUGCAUUUCUUAAAUGCCCCCACCACAUUACUGGGGAUUUUCCUUCAAGCUGUGGACUCCAGAUAUCUGUUCUGCAAGUUUUUAAUGCUAUUGGACAAAAUUCAGUUUCAUUUUUGCCUCAAUGUAAUUAUUAAUUAGAAGACUGUCUUUUAGUCAGUAAGUGGGAGGUUUCUGACAAAUCGGUGGUCACCAUUUUAAACAUAAUUCUGUACAAUGUAUGCAUUAUAGUUGCUUUGAAAUGUUACCUUUUCCAAGAAUAUGUCAGUGCCCCUUGCCUUGAGAUGAGUAGUGUGUAGUAUCAUUUAUUUAUCACCAACAGUGCACCUAACUCAGGUGAUAAUUCCAACCACGCAUAAGUGAGAAAUUGGACAUUUCCUUAGGUGUAUUAUUUAAUAAAAUUACAGCCCUUAAAUCAUAUACUUGAGGUUUGUAAAAGAUGGCUAUUAUGUGUAACUAAAUAUAUUAACAUAAGCUUAUUGAUGAUUUAAUAAUUAACAGUGACCAAGAGGGGAAUGAGAGAGAUCCAUUAUUUGGUAUCAAUCUUCUACCUUAAGCAUACACUCACCAAACUAAGCAAAUAACCCAUAGACACAGACAACAGUGUGGUGAGGGCCAGAGGGAAGAGGGAAAGAGUAGCGUGGGAGGGAAGAGGUGGCCAAAGGGGCAAAUGGGAACAUCUGUAAUAGUGUAAACAAUAAAAAAGAAUGUAUGAAUGUAUAUACUAAAUUAAAACUUUAAAAAUCCAAA
Phyllostomus hastatus (greater spear-nosed bat) is the source of this 4323-nucleotide messenger RNA. RefSeq names its product fucose-1-phosphate guanylyltransferase (gene FPGT). The record is from RefSeq and is a predicted model, not a curated record. Lineage: Eukaryota; Metazoa; Chordata; Mammalia; Chiroptera; Phyllostomidae. The transcript has 4 exons. Bases 65 to 1864 code for a protein of 599 amino acids. Gene Ontology annotation, molecular function: transferase activity, transferring phosphorus-containing groups.